CAUCACUCACUCUCCUCCAGCAGAGAGAGCGUCUGUCGUUCAGUUCUCCGUUAAAGCGGAGCGGUGAUGGCCACUUCAGGUGCGUCUGCGCAGUUGUCCCCGUUAAAAAACAAACUUCUCGCGUACUAAACUCCUCACUUUGGUCCGGUGUUUGCUUUAUCCUCCCUCCUGAAGACAAUCCGACCGGGGAGAAACCAUAAAAGCGAGGCAGAGGAGUAGCGGUCUUCCUCUCCGCCGGGUCCCGACACUUUGAGCCGGGAGCGCUUCCAGCGAGCCAGAGGCUGAAAGCUGCCAAUGAGCCCAUGAUUUCAUAAGCAGCGGCCAUGGCUGCCCAUCGAAUCGUCCGAGUGAGCAACAACCACAUCCUGCCUCGCUGUAAGUCUGAGGGGACGCUCAUCGACCUCAGUGAAGGAGUGUCUGGGGCCAGUCUCAAUGAUGUUAAAGUGCCAUCUUCCAGUGCCUUAAAGCUGGACACUCAAGACUCGCUGGGAGCUGCACAGGAGGUGGUUGCUAUCAAGGAUUACUGCCCGAGCAGCUUCACCACACUGAAGUUCUCCAAAGGGGAUCGCCUCUACGUGCUGGACACGUCGGGGGGAGAGUGGUGGUACGCCCACAACAACACGGAGAUGGGAUACAUUCCAGCCGCUUACGUCACGCCGCUCAACCUCAGGAACUCUUCGCUAAGCGACAGCGGGAUGAUCGACAGCCUCGGGGAAGGGUAUGAGGACGGGGGGAAGGAGUUUAGAGGUCUUGGGGAGUGGAUGGGGAUGAGCCUGAAGCCCGCCAGCAUUUACAACAACACUCCUUUUUCAGUGAACCCCUUUGUCUGUCCGUUGAAUCAAAACUCCAAAGACGUGGGUGUGAGGAACUCGGCGGAUCUUAUUUACUUGGACUCUCUGGCAUCACCGUCAUCUUGUUCAAACAGCUGCACAAUUACAAGCAAUGGGUUUAGCAGCUUCCAUAUCAAUGACCUCGACUCAACCAGCCCAAACCAAGAGGUUUCACCCAACUUCCAGAGAGACAAUCCCUUUUUCAAGAGCAAACGUUCGCACAGUCUGUCCGAACUGUCCGUCCUGCAGCAACAGUCAAAUCCAACUCUACCGUCGUCUGGAUUCUUUACGGGCCUGACAGCUCCUUUACCGGAACAGUUUCAGAGCAGAGAGGACUUCAGGACCGCCUGGUUGAACCACAGAAAACUAGCGAGGUCCUGCCACGACCUCGACUCUUUGGGCCAGAGUCCCGGAUGGGGUCAGACCCAACCGGUGGAGACCAACAUCGUUUGCCGGCUGGACUGUAACGGAGGCGUGGUUCAGCUUCCCGACACCCACAUCAGCGUACACAUCCCUGAGGGGCACGUCAGUCCCGGUGACUUCCAGCAGAUCUCCAUGAAAGCCUUACUGGACCCUCCUCUGGAGCUGAACGGCAACCACUGCUCCACCGUAAGUCCCGUGGUGGAGCUCAAGCUCAGCAAUAUGGAGACAAAGUCGUUUAUAACACUGGAGAUAAAAGUAUCGGUAGCUGUGAGGAAGGAGAGUUGUCACGUUGCCGAUGUGCUUUGUGUUCGCAGUGAUUGCAAAGAAGGGCCUUACACCCCAAUACCCAAUGCCUACAUUUACAAAGAUACAGUGCAGGUGCAGCUGGGUAGUCUGGAGCCUUGCAUGUACGUAGCUGUCGUGGUGCAAUCACAAUACAUCAGCCACAACACGACGGUCUGGGACCACAUGCAGAGAAAAGUCACUCUGGGGGUAUACGGACCCAAACAUAUCCACCCUUCAUUCAAGACAGUCGUGGCCAUGUUUGGGCAUGACUGCGCCCCCAAGACAUUGUUGGUGAAUGACGUGACAUGGCAGGGGGCCUCCACUCCACCAGUGGCGCUCCAGCUGUGGGGGAAGCAUCAGUUCGUGCUGACUUUCCCGCAGGACCUGCAGAUUGGACUGUACUCCAACAUGUCCAACUACCAGGUGAAGCCGAGCGAAGGAGCCGGGAUAAUUCGGGGAUUCCAGCUAAAACUGGGGAAGGUUAGCAGGCUGCUCUUCAUGAUCACGUCGCACAACCCCGACAGUAUCUCAGACUUCACUCUCAGGGUCCAGGUUAAGGACGCUCUAGACUGCAUCCUGACCCAGUUCUGUGUCCAGACUCCACAGCCGCCACCGAAAACCGGGGCGAGGAUCACCGGCCAGCGGAGGUUUCUGAAAAAGAGCGAGGUCGAUAAGAUCGUACUGUCGCCUCUGGCCGUCACGUCAAAGCACCCAAAGUUUCAGGAUCGGUGCAUUACUAACCUGAAGUUUGGUAAACUGAUUAAAACGGUGAUCAGGCAGCACAAGAGCACGUACCUGCUGGAGUACAAGAAGGGGGACGUGAUCGCUUUACUCAGCGAGGAGAAAAUCAAACUGCGAGGGCAGCUGAGGACCAAGGAGUGGUACAUUGGAUACUACCAGGGAAAGAUGGGGCUGGUGCACGCCAAGAACGUUCUAGUUCUCGGUAAGGUCAAGCCCAUUUAUUGGUGUGGGCCAGACCUCACCACCACGAUGUUGUUGGAUCAGAUCCUGAAGCCUUGCAAGUUUCUCACCUACAUCUACGCGACUGUGAGGACCGUCCUGAUGGAGAACGUUGGCAGCUGGAGGGCGUUUGCGGACGCUCUUGGAUACGGGAACCUGCCGCUGAAUUACUUUUGUCGGACCGAGCUGGACAACGAGCCGGAGAAGGUGGCGUCGGUUCUGGAGAAGCUGAAGGAGGAGUGCACUAACAUGGAGAACAAGGAGAGGAAGUCCUUCCAGCGGGAACUCAUGAUGGCGUUGCUGAAGAUGGACUGCCAGGGUCUGGUUGCUAAGUUGGUCCUGGACUUUGUUUUGUUGACCACGGCGGUGGAGGUGGCGUCAAGGUGGAGAGAGCUGGCUGAGAAACUGGCCCGGGUGUCCAGGCAGCAGAUGGAGGCAUACGAGGCGCCACAUCGUGACAAGAACGGCGUCCUCGACAAUGAGUCUAUGUGGAAACCAGCCUACGAUUUUCUGCUGACGUGGGCCGCCCACGUAGGUGACAGCUACCGGGACGUGAUCCAGGAACUCCAUCAUGGUCUGGACAAAAUGAGGAACCCCAUCACUAAGAGGUGGAAACACCUGACCGGUGCGCUGAUCCUCGUAAACUGCCUCGAUAGCCUCCGCAGUGCCGCCUUCUGUCCCACCGGUUAUGGGGACUUUGCAGUUUGAACAUUAUGUUCUGCCUUGGAAAACAUUUUAAGCUCUCCAGUGGAUGGUGGAAGUUACUCUAACCCAGCUCUGAAGCAAAAAUGUGUCCAAAUCUCAAGGGUUCUGAUCAGCACCUGAUCUUCAGGACAUACGGAAACUUUAGCUAGCAGCCCUGCUGCAUUUGUUUCUAACCCAUCUUUAUUUUCUGUCUACAUCUUGGUUUUCUACUUAUUACUACUUCUUCCUUUGGUGUACUUGUGUCCUUUUUCUACUUUGUAAAUAACUCCUGUCACAAUCUGACACCAGUUUGUUGUUUGUCCCAAUAUAUUUCCCUUUCUUUACCCUCAGGAGAACAUCGGAGACCUCACUUACCACAGUAAAAAAGAAAACAACGCUGCAAACUGUCUGUGUAAAACAAUUUGAGUUUCCAGCAGAACUUAUACCUGUUUACGUUAACCCCCAUUA
Molecule: messenger RNA, 3650 nt
Organism: Fundulus heteroclitus (mummichog)
Lineage: Eukaryota; Metazoa; Chordata; Actinopteri; Cyprinodontiformes; Fundulidae
Gene: sh3bp4a
Product: SH3-domain binding protein 4a
Exons: 5
Coding region: 324-3206 (960 amino acids)
Cellular component (GO): cytoplasm
Molecular function (GO): protein binding
Source: RefSeq, a predicted model, not a curated record